AUGUCGAAAGUGACUAUUGAAAUACUUGUUAUGCUCAUUGUCGUUGGUUUAUGUGAUGAAAUGGCUGGCAGUGAUGUAUUUCGAAUUUCUAUUCAUCGCAUUCAACGACCAUCAUCCACUAAAACAAAUUGUACAAUAUCACCGACAAAUAUGAUGACCUGUCAAAUAUUUUCGCGUAAAUUGGGCAAAAUUUUUCUGACAAAAUCUUCUAUUUAUGAAAAUCUCAUCAAUGAAGCUGAUGAAACUGGUUUCAAUAAGUAUACUUCGACACAGUCAACAACAUAUGUGGCUAAUGGGAAAAGAUUUUUAAUAACCUAUGGUGAUGGUUCUUCAGCACCUGGUUUUUUUAGUAUUGAUACUGUCACAAUCAAUGGAAUUGCAGUCCAAAACCAAACAUUUGCUGAAUGCACAUCUCUCAGAGGUAUGAAUGGCGAUGUUAAUGAUGGUAUUCUGGGUCUUGCCUAUCCAAAUUUGGCAAAAGGUGCCGAGAAACCACUUUUCUACAACAUGUGGUCUCAAGGUCUCAUUCCAGAAGCCAUUUUUACUUUCUAUUUAAAUCCUGAUACAAAUGCGGAAUCCGGUGGUGAACUUAUAUUCGGUAGUGCAGACUCAAGCAAAUACACUGGUUCUAUUACUUACAUUCCUGUCGCAAUAGAAGGAUAUUGGGAAUUCCUCAUGACUAGUGUAAGUAUCGGAUCAACUAUUUUAAGUUCAUCAGUGUAUGCUAUUGCUGACACCGGCACGACAUUCAUCAUUGGACCUACAAUUCAAGUUACUGCAUUGAAUGCUGCCCUAGGUGGUGCCUACGAUUCAACUAGUGGACUGAAACAUCGUCGAUCGUGCGGUUGUUAUUCAACCGAAGAUCUUAAUUAG
Molecule: messenger RNA, 873 nt
Organism: Rotaria sp. Silwood1
Lineage: Eukaryota; Metazoa; Rotifera; Eurotatoria; Philodinida; Philodinidae
Source: the annotation of a GenBank genome assembly